This is a messenger RNA of Chara braunii, 2850 nucleotides long. NCBI's taxonomy places the organism in Eukaryota, Viridiplantae, Streptophyta, Charophyceae, Charales, Characeae. The record is from the annotation of a GenBank genome assembly.
UGUCUCUUUCCUUAGACGUUAGGUUGCGUUUGUUUUUGUCCCGUUAUGGUUAUGAUGGCUAUGGCGGAAGCGCCCCCGCCGCGGCAUCUGCGCCCCUCCGGGACAAGAGUCGUCCGAGGAUGCGUUACACGCGUCGUCUCCUUGCCGUUGCUUUUUGUGGGAUGUGUGUGUUUGAUCUACUGCAGCAGCACACGUGGCGGCGGGCAAUCGACGAAGAGAGGAGUGGGCGAAGGAGAUGCGUGUCUGUCAGAGAAGGUGAAGGUGCUUGACGAGUCGCUUUUCAGCCAUGAAGGACUUGUUGGUCGCGACUUAUUGGCUGCGGAGGGGACGGGAGCAAGGGCGCUGCUUGACGCGGAACUGCCGGUGGUGGUUCAGGAUCGGACUCUGUGUCCCAGUGGUAACGCAUCGACUGUCCUUGCAUUGCCGAUACAGGAGCCGUUCGACAUUAUCCAGAACGGCACGACGUCAUGCAAAUCUGUCAUCUGGAAGAUCGUUGUACGCGACGAUUCCCCAGUCUUUUACUACAUGCUUCACGAGUCGUGCUGGGACUCCCAACUCCGCAAGGCCACCAAAGAGCGCAUGUCUAUCAGAAAGGCCGAAAUGGGGAGGGUGCCCUCGACAGGCGAUGGGGGGCUCAUUAGCUAUUGGUGGGCUCAGGGGAACGGCACCGGCGAGGCAGAGUUGUCUCCCAGAGUGAUCGACCCACGGAUAACGUGGGAUAUGGCGAGGCCGUGGUCGAUGGACCUGUCUCCAUCUGGUUCGCACCUUGUCUUGGCCCCGAACUCUUAUUCUCCAAGGCUGACGUCCCAGCUAGUUUUCCUGGAUGUUGCCACCGGCAGGCGGCAGGGGUUCGAUUCCGACUGGCACGUGCUGAACAGCGUCGGGUUCAACCCGAACAAGACCUAUCUCUUCGUCUCCGAGAUCAGUACGCCUCCUCGUAUUCUCUCUGCGGCGAUGGAGGCGGGCAUCGAGGGCAUGCCGAUGAACGCACUGCCGACGCUGGAGACCGUUCGGGAGGUCCCAAAGAACGUACGACCGAACAUAACUUCCGUCGAGUUCGGCGGACAAAGCUUCGAUCCUGAGGACAGGUGUCUGUACAUCGCCAACUACGACAACGACACGAUAUGGAGUUUGAAUCUGUCGAACCCUAAGGCGAAGCUCACCCACGUGGCGGGCUCGGGCGAAAUCGGGGAGACAGAUGGAGACGCCUCCAACUGCUCAUUCGACGGCUUGUAUGACGCGGUUGUUGCUCCUGAUGGAUGCAAUGUAUUCGUUGUGCAGGAAAGCGGACUGCUUCGUUGGAUCAAGCUGGAGGCGCCAUGUGGCAAAGCAGUGAACGUAAGUACCGUAGCCACGUAUACAGGGCCGAAAUGGCGGGGAUUGGCGCUGCAUUACGUGGGCGGCACAGCCAGCCUGCUGCUCGGCGCGCGAGACGGGAAAGUGUUCAGGCUGGAGAUUAACAGCAGCGCUUUGCAUGUGUGCAAGCCUUUUGGCACCCCGGACAAAGCCGAGCCCCCCCUCUCCGCUUCUUCCCCCAGCCCUUCUCCGACCUCCGACUCGACUUCUCCCUUCAUCAAUUCUCCACCCUCCAACACCUCUUCCCCAACUUUCGGUCUCCCUCUGGGCGUCAUUGUCAUUGUCGGGUCGGUCUUAGGCGGCUGCUUAGUUGUGGCGCUCCUCUGCGCAGGGAUUUGUUGGAUCUCACGUCGAAGGCGGCGGGCGAGCGCUCAUCAUGAUGAUCCUUCACCAUUGUCAGGCCUUGGGACUACUGUCAUCACCCUGAAUUACUCGCCAGUCCCGACAGUCCCGAGCGUCCACGCGGACACAGGACUUUGUCCCACCUCUGUGCAAGCGUUCCCCUUGGCGCAGCUGGCGCACUGCACUAUGAAUUUCGAUGCGCGCUACAGGAUUGGGGAGAAGGGAGCGUUCGGGGAAGUGUACUGGGCGGAGGUCGGGAGCCGGGAGGUGGCAAUCAAGGUCAUGAUCGGGGAGUUGACGGCGGUAAAGCGGCAGCAGUUCCUGGCUGAGGUUAACACUCUGAGCCGCCUGCAUCAUGGCAAUCUGGUCGAGCUCAUCGGCUUCUGCCAGGAGGGGAAUCGGUCCAUCUUGGUCUACCCCUUCUUCUCCGGCGGCAGCUUGCACGACCGGCUGCACAAGCGGCAGAAGGCUGGAGAGAUUGAGAGGCUGCCGGCACUACUGCUGAGGGAGAGGGUGUCCAUCGCAUGUCAGAUUGCGAACGGGCUGUCGUACCUUCACCACGGUGCAGAUCCGCCCGUCAUUCAUCGGGAUAUCAAAAGCCAUAACGUACUCUUGUCGGAUGGGCGGGGAGACAGCCUUCGCGCCGUUCUUGCCGACUUCGGACUGGCAACCAUAGGACACAGCGUCUUCGACUCGACGCACGAAAGCAUAGUGCGAACGUGCCACGUGGCAGGCACACAGGGGUACAUGGCGCCGGAGUACUUGAGAAUGGGGAGAUUGACGGCCAAGGURGACGUCUWCUCCUUCGGUGUGAUUAUCCUUGAGCUUCUGACCGCCAGGAAAUCGGUAUUCCCCCUGCCUCCGCCGUCCAAUGGGGAAUGGAUGAUGCUUGCUGAUUGGGUGAGGGCAAGCUCUCAUCUUCCGCUUUUCGACCUGCUGAUGACCGUCCUUGACGAACGUCUGCGUGACGAAGUGAAGAGCAAUGUGGCCAACCAGCAUAUGGUGAUGGACCUCAUUUCCUUGGCGAUGGACUGCGUGSAAGAAGCAGAUGUUCAGAGGCCGAACAUGGGCGCCGUGUUCCAGAGGAUUUGCGCUGUAGUCUCGGAAUCCGAUACGAAAAGGAACAAUCUCAAGUGAUCGGAGCUCCUCCAA